Messenger RNA from Zea mays, 1540 nucleotides. RefSeq lists its product as uncharacterized. The record is from RefSeq and is a predicted model, not a curated record. Bases 247 to 1260 code for a protein of 337 amino acids. NCBI's taxonomy places the organism in Eukaryota, Viridiplantae, Streptophyta, Magnoliopsida, Poales, Poaceae. Gene Ontology annotation, cellular component: endoplasmic reticulum membrane; dehydrodolichyl diphosphate synthase complex. The transcript is spliced from 9 exons. Gene Ontology annotation, molecular function: ditrans,polycis-polyprenyl diphosphate synthase [(2E,6E)-farnesyl diphosphate specific] activity.
AUCCCGAGUAGGUAAUUCAAACACGCCCCACCCAAUAGGUGAAUCUUUCGAAGUGUGGAAUUAUCCCCUUUCUUCAGUCCUAGAAUCGAUGCCUAAGAAAAAGGUUAUAUCUAUUAAAAUGCUCAACCCAUUCAUGCGAUUCAAUCCUCUGCUCUCCUCGUCGGAAGAGGAUCCAUUCAGCCGCUUCGGGGCCGUUUGGGUUCCUUGGAUCUGCAACUGUAGCGUCCGCCUUCACGCGCGGCGCUGAUGCUGCCGUGCCUCCGCCUCCACGCCCGGUUCUGUUGCUGCCGUGACGCCGCCGGGCUCGGGGGAAGCGCGUGGCACCACUCGUCGCUUGCCUGCACCUGCAGGUUCAACUCGCUUGCACCUGGUUUUCUUGCUGCUUCCGCUGUUUCUUCCUCAACCUCUCCAGCUCAGCUGCCGCAGGCUGCGACUGCCAUGGAUUCCAAAUCCAUGGAAGCAUUUGUGGCAAGUGAGGCCUCCGUCUUCAUGAAUCAGCCCCCUCCACAUAUGUCUAGACCAACAAUUAUUAUCAAGCUCAUUUUGUGGUUGCUGUGGACCAUCACCCACUUAGCAAUCAGCAUUUUAAAUUUAUGGUCUCAUCUGAUUUAUAGUCUAGACUGCUAUCUUAUUUCAUCUGGAUUGUUGCGGAAGUAUCAGAAUCUUCAUCUGGGUAGACUGAAGUACUUGGCUAUUGUGGUAGAUAGCAAAGAAGCUAAAAGUACUGUGAAGGUCAAGCGACUGUUAUGCUGGCUCUCAUCUAUGGGUGUGAAGUAUGUAUGUCUCUACGACAUUGAGGGAGUUCUGAAGAAAUCUUUUGAACCUGCUGUGAAUGUUUCAAGAGAUAGGACUGCAGGAGAACAUUUUGGCAUUGGAGCAAACAUCAAAGAUCUACACUGUAGCCAAAGAGAGAUGAUGAUAGAUUGUCUUUCUGGCUCUGAUGGCAAGGAGGGUAUUGCUAAAGCAGCCAGUUUACUUUGCUCAACUUACCUCAAUGGUGAUACUCAUGGAGAUGACAAAAGGAAACCAGCAUUUACAGAAGCUGACAUGGCUGGUGCACUGAAGGCUGUAGGUUGUGGUGGACCAGAACCUGAUCUCCUUCUCAUGUAUGGUCCUGCUAGAUGCCAUUUAGGAUUUCCUACAUGGAGAUUACGGUAUACUGAAAUUAUGUAUAUGGGGCCACUGAAAUCAAUGAAAUAUGGUGCAAUUGUGAAAGCCUUAUAUAACUUCUCAAAGAAACACCAAAAUUAUGGGAAAUGAUAGCUGAUACUAGUUUAAAGAAGACCAUUUGAUCAUGGAGAAUCGACACCUUGGAACUACUGGACAGUUACUCUGCGGCCCGCAUCCAUUUGCUUCUGCUGCUGCUUACUGGAGCACAGGAGUAUUUAACGUUAGACAUACCAUUGACACUCAUUUCAUGUUUGCUUGUAAUAAGAUAAAAAGUGCUGUCGAUAGAACAUACAUACGGGACAACAUCCCACUGAAAGUUCCACCCAUAGCAAUGAGCAAUGAAAGAAACACAAGAAAUCUUACCAUCUCA